AUGAGGCGGGCGCUCGCAGUGCUGCUCGCGCUGCUCGCGCCCGCGGCGCUCGGGCUGCUCGUGCCGGCUGGCGCGCCGCCGUCGGAGGCCUUCGCCCCGGGCAGCGAGAGCUUCGUCCUCGACAGCGCGCUGCUGCAGGUGAACGCCGAGGCUCACUCCGAAGGGGAAGCGAUCUCGAACCAGUCGAUCCACGUGAAGGCUCAUCACCGUCGUGAAGGUCGGGAAGGCCGUCGGGAGCGCACCUCCAACGAGGCAGAGAUGCUCUUGCAGCAGGACGCGGCCCUGGAGGAGUCGGAGGCCUCGCUGGGCGGCGGCACGCCCGGCACACCCCGGAGUACUCCCCGCAGGGCGGCGGCCGCCGCGAGGGGCCCGAGAACGCCGCGGCCGCCUACUCCUUUGGCGGGCUCAACGUGGGCGUCACGGGCAGCGCCUCCGCCGACACCGUCGGCGAAGACGUGA
Molecule: messenger RNA, 459 nt
Organism: Prorocentrum cordatum
Lineage: Eukaryota; Dinophyceae; Prorocentrales; Prorocentraceae
Source: the annotation of a GenBank genome assembly